CAAACUUUUAAAUAUAGAAAAUUUAUUUCUGACAGUUUGAGGUAUUAAGUAAACUGAAAAUGGCAUCAUAUAAACAAAAUUUCGUCUGUUAGCGAUUCAUGUGAAAUCGGUCGGUAAAAUAUGCAGGUUCAAAAUACGAAUGAUAGUAGCAUCGUAAGCAAGCUGUCAUCUGCAAACAAGGGCUAUUUUGUAGAUGAAUUUCUUAAUUUUUUUGUUGCAAGAAGUCAAAAUCGGUCUCCUAUCAUCAACAGAGGCUACUACAUUCGAUUUAAAGCUAUAGAUGAAGCUUUUCAGUCCUGGUUUACAGUUGCUGCUUCUUACAAAAAUACACAGAUUAUUUCAUUAGGAGCUGGAUUUGAUUCAUCAUACUUCAGGUACAAAAGCCUAAAUAAGUUACCAUUUGACUGCAGAUAUAUUGAGAUAGAUUUUCCAUUUCCAGCAGUUAUCCAUCGAAAAUUGGAAUAUAUUAAAAAAUCUAAUCUACUUGGCAUGAAUUUUAACUCUACUCUUAAACCUAACAUCAAGGAUUCUAAAAUAGUGGCAUCUACUGGUGAAUACAUAAUGUUGGGUUGUGAUUUGAAUGAAACCAAAAGUCUGCAAGAAAGUUUUGAUCUUUUAGAAAUAAAUUACUCUGUACCAACAUUGUUUCUGUCAGAAUGUGCCAUCACAUAUAUGGGUGUUAAAAGUUCGAACAGUCUUGUCCAGUGGAUUCAGUCCCAAUUUCCAAAUUCUGCUCUUGUGACAUAUGAACAGAUUCAUCCAGAUGAUGCUUUUGGCAUUGUAAUGCAAAAUCAUUUCAUCAAACUUGGUUGUCCAUUAAAGUCUGUUUUAUCAUACCCGAACAAAGAGCAACAAUGUUUGAGGUACUUUAACAUGGGAUGGUCAAAAUGUGUUGCAACUGACAUGUUCAGUUUUUUCAUGAAUUUUCCAAUUGAAGAAAAAGAAAGAAUCAAAACACUUGAAGUUUUUGAUGAAUAUGAAAUGUGGCAUGAGAAAUGCCAUCAUUAUGUAAUGAUUUGGGCUUGUCAAGGAACAGUGCCUGUGCCGCUUAUAUUUCAACCAAAAAUUCUAGCUAACACCUGUUUUAACACAAGUGAUACUAAAGUAAAGAAAUUAAAAUGGAAGUUGAAACAAGCUGAUGUGUUGCUUCAUAGAUUUGGUCAUCAGAUUGUCCUGCUAUCUCCCAGUUAUUUAUUAAUAUCAGGUGGCUUUGGAGAACAUGAAAAGAAACAUGAAAGAUUAAGUGGAAUAAUAGUAUAUGAUCUCAUUUCUGAAAAGUGUUCAUCAGUGUCUUUAUUGGAUGAUCAAAAUCUGCUUGGUAAAAGAAUGUUUCAUACGGUUACAAAGUUGCAUAAUGGCAAUAUAGUUAUUAUAGGAGGUCGAUCAGCUCCUUACAAAGCAAAAGGAAAUGUAAUUGUUCUUAGUAGAAGUAUACAGUCUAGGAAAGAGAAAACUAUUGACUCCAUGGCAAAAACUAUUGAACCUAUGUCUGAAGCUUUAAACAAUGAAUUUGUUUUUACUGUUCAGAAAUGCAUUGCCUUUCCUUUGCCAACAUGGAGACACUCUGCUUCUCUUGUUGAUGUUGAAGGCAUAGAGAAAAUUGUAGUGUUUGGUGGUUGUACAGCUAACCAGAUUUGUACAGAAAGUUGUUAUCUUUUAAACACUCACACUUGGAGUUGGAUACAAAUAAGUUCUCAAGAGCAUUCUCCAUCUUCAAGGCAUUCUCACAGUUCUGUGGUAUAUGAAAAGAAAACUGUAAUUAUUACUGGUGGUCUGUCUGCAGAUGAAACUAUCUUAAAUUCUGUACAUUCUUUUGAUGCUGAAAAGUGUCAGUGGUCUACCUUACAAAUUUCGGGGCUGCUUCCAAGGUAUUCUCAUACUUCAUAUCUGUGGAAAAAUUAUAUUAUAUUGGUGGGAGGAGUAACAUCUUUGAAUGGAUUUACACUUGGUAUUGGAAUUAUAAAUUUAAUAACCUUAAAGGCCAUUGAAAUUUCAUCUCCAAUUCAGGAUCCAGAAUAUCCGAUUCUACUUUGUAAUCACUGCAGCUAUGUAUACGAAGAUCACAUUUUUGUUAUAGGAGGAGGAGGAAAUUGUUUCUCAUUUGGUACACAUAUUAAUAGAAAAAUUGUUCUUAUUGAUAUUAAACAUGAGUUGAGUAAUUUUUAAUAUGUUAUUGUGUAGACAUUUUAUUUCAAAGACACAUUUGUAUGAAAGGAGAAUGAUACACAUGAAAUUACGUUUUUAGUUAGUUGUAAAAACUUAUUGAUUAGAAGAUAU
Messenger RNA from Stegodyphus dumicola, 2277 nucleotides. RefSeq names its product tRNA wybutosine-synthesizing protein 4-like. Gene Ontology annotation, molecular function: protein binding; tRNA methyltransferase activity. Gene Ontology annotation, biological process: wybutosine biosynthetic process; tRNA methylation. The record is from RefSeq and is a predicted model, not a curated record. NCBI's taxonomy places the organism in Eukaryota, Metazoa, Arthropoda, Arachnida, Araneae, Eresidae.